Molecule: messenger RNA, 1165 nt
Organism: Ctenocephalides felis (cat flea)
Lineage: Eukaryota; Metazoa; Arthropoda; Insecta; Siphonaptera; Pulicidae
Product: endoribonuclease rege-1-like
Exons: 7
Coding region: 1-1047 (348 amino acids)
Cellular component (GO): nucleus; cytoplasmic ribonucleoprotein granule
Molecular function (GO): RNA endonuclease activity; mRNA binding
Source: RefSeq, a predicted model, not a curated record
AUGGAAAAUAACCAGAAAUCUAAAAAAGAAAACGUAGUGCCACAUAAGAUUAAUGAUAGUGAUGAUGUUUUGCUUGAGGUUGUAGAUUCAGAGGACGAAAUCCUUUCUGAUUCAAGUGAUAUAGUAAUUGUAGAAAGUACCAAGACAGCCAAUGGGGCUCCAAAACAUCCCAACAUAUUUGGUUCUACACCCAAUAAAAACAAUGCCAAUAGAAAAGAUAGUCUCAUAGUUAUUGAUGAUUCAAUAGACAAUAUCAAUCAGGCACACAUAAUAAAAAAACCCAAACUUGAAGAUGUAAUAGUAAUUCAAGACUCACCAUGUGAUAAAAUAAAACCCAAUAUUAUAAAAACAAGAAAGAGUUUGCCAAGAAGAGCAAAAAAUAAAAUAUUUCAAGAAAGUCUGAGGAAGAAAUCUGUUCAACCUCAGACACAAAAUACUUGCAGUAUUGAAAGUACGCAAGUUCAAAGACCAAAUAUUAAUUCUGUAGAAAGUAUCCCUUCUUUAGGAGAUUCUAGCAGCAAUAUAGGGUAUAAUGUUUAUAAUCCUGUUGUAUUCAAACAUAAGACUGGUUUGAGGCCAAUAAUUGUAGAUGGAAGCAAUGUAGCUAUGCAACAUGGAAUAGCAAUAGGAACCAGAGAUUUUUCUGUGGAAGGAAUAGAGAUAUGUAUAGAUUAUUUUGAAAAGCGAGGACACAUGGUGAAAGUUUUCAUACCCCAUUUCAGGCUUGCAUCAAAUUUUUCAUCGAAUCCCAAAAGAUUGCAAGAAUUGGAAAAUCAAGGCAAAGUUAUUUGCACUCCUUCCAGAAAAAUUAGGGGAAAAACUGUAGCUAGUUAUGAUGACAGGUACAUCAUACAAACAGCCGCUGAAUUUGAAGGUGUUAUAGUUUCAAAUGAUAAUUAUCGAGACUUAUUAUAUGAGAAUCCUGCUUGGACAAAAACAAUUGAAGAAAGACUGUUGAUGUUUACAUGGGUACAAAAUUUUUUAAUGUUUCCAAUGGAUCCUUUAGGAAGGCAUGGUCCACGUUUAGAGGCGUUCUUACGAUUUUAAUAUUUUGUUUAACAUGAUUUUGCGUAUACAUUUUUGAUACUAAAUUUUUUAGUCAAUUGAAGAUUUUUAAAAUCUUAUAUAGAUCUGAAAAUAUUUAUAUAUAUGUAAUAAAAGCGUU